AUGGAUCAAAACCACAAGUUGGGACGUGCUGAUGGAGCCUUUCUAGCUGAUCCUGAACGUUAUCGACGCCUUACUGGACGUCCCAUUUAUCUUUUAGCCACUCGGCCUGAUCUUGCUUAUUCAGUAUACAUUCUUUCACAGUUCAUGCAAAAGCCACGAGAAGAACAUUGGAUUGCUGCUUUGAAGACUGUGCGAUAUUUGAAAGGCACAGUAGGACAGGGUGUUCUUUUCAGAGCCGAACCCACCUUCUUUGUCACCGGCUGGUGCGACGCAGAUUGGGGCGCAUGCCCUACGACUCGUCGAUCGCUUUCUGGCUGGAUUAUUCAGUUUGGGACAUCUCCUAUAACAUGGAAGACUAAGAAACAAGAUGCAGUCUGUCUCUUGUCUACGGAAGCCGAGUUCCGUGCUAUGAAAGCUAUUACACAAGAGCUUAUUUGGAUUAAACACCUUCUCAUCGAACUUGGUAUACAUCAUCCUGCUCCAAUGACGAUAUGUUGUGAUAAUAAAUCUGCUUUACACAUAGGUGCUAAUCCGGUUUUACAUGAGAAAACAAAAUAUAUGGGUAUCAUCUGCAAAUUUGUUCGUGAGGCAAUCACUAAAUGGAUCAUCAAGACGACUUAUGUUUCCACUCAUGAUCAGUUCACAGACAUUUUAACUAAGGUAUUGGGACGCAGAAAGUUUGAUGCAUUUCUUCUCAAGUUAGGCAUCAAUAACAUUCAUGCUCUAACUUGA
Molecule: messenger RNA, 732 nt
Organism: Brassica napus (rape)
Lineage: Eukaryota; Viridiplantae; Streptophyta; Magnoliopsida; Brassicales; Brassicaceae
Product: secreted RxLR effector protein 161-like
Exons: 1
Coding region: 1-732 (243 amino acids)
Source: RefSeq, a predicted model, not a curated record